Molecule: messenger RNA, 530 nt
Organism: Linum tenue
Lineage: Eukaryota; Viridiplantae; Streptophyta; Magnoliopsida; Malpighiales; Linaceae
Source: the annotation of a GenBank genome assembly
GCAGUUUCUAAUUUCUCUCUCUUUGUGUGUUGCAGAGGGGCUGGCGAUUGGAAUCAGUUCGUCUUUGGAGUUUCUGGUGCUUAUGCAUGGUGGAUGCAACACUGCUGUGCAAUCUUAGAUGCGAUUGAAGGGCUCAGUAGCCACAACCUGGCGACUCGGUUAUCAUCGAUGGUCAUCCUCCUGGAAUCGAACAGAAUAAUCUAUUUUCUUCCAUACAUCCCAGCGUUAUUCGUCAUCUCGAUGGGUUUAUGCGCCUCCCUUCCUCGAAUGGGGGGUGACACUAUGUAGAAUGUGUAUUGUCAUUUCUGGUAUUUUGGUAAACGGGUUACAUUUGCAAACUAUGUACAUAUUCUUUGUUCAGUUAUUGCUUUUUCGAUUAUUCUGAUGGAAUUCCUUAUAAACAUUUGUGUUGACCACAAAACUAGAUUGUGUGGUUAAUUUUUAAAAUAUAUGUUACACCAGAUUUGUAACCUUUCCUACAACCUGAUCCCAAAAUAUAAUAUCAGAUUAUGUCCCGUUUUGAUUCUGGA